GGGCGAGGAGGGGUGCCGCGGAGGAGAAGACAACCGCGAGUUUGUCCUCAGUCGGUGCAGCGAUCGCCACGCGUCUCGGUGCUCUCGCGAGUGCCCGAGAGUGCUGAGAAGCAGCGGGAGGAGAUCUCGCGGCCGCGGCUUUGGUUUCUGCUCGCUCCAGGGGGUAAGAUGAGCGGGGUGCGGUGGCACAGUUUAUGGGCCGGCUGCCUGCUCGUUUGCGCCGCCGUGCUCGCCUACCAAGGCGACAUCUCCGACCUGCCACCCGGCCCCUACUGCGGCCGCGUAAGUACCGGCUGCUGCGACGGCCGCACCGACACGUGCUCGGCGCCCAUCCUCGGCACCCUUUGCUACUGUGACCAGUUCUGCAACAGGACGUUAAACGACGACUGCUGUCCAGACUACUGGAGCGUCUGCCACGGCAUCGAAGAAAUUCGGAAGGAAUCAUGCAUAUUCAAUGGGGGAGAAUAUUUUUCUGGACAAUCUUCGAAGGUCAACUGCAAAUCAUGCACCUGCCAAAGAUCUUACACUGACCCCACUAAAUUUGAGAUGCCGUGUGAGCAAAUAGAGUGCCUUGUCGAGCCAGACACCAUCGACAGGGUCAACGGCCAGCGUGGUCUCACCUGGACCGCAGCCAACUACUCCUCUUUCUGGGGCCAUGCCCUUCACGAAGGAAAGCAGUUCAAGCUUGGCACCCUCGAGCCCCGCAGAACGGUCAAGGGCCUAAUACCAGUCAAGCGAGUGUACGACCCCAGCAAGCUGCCGCGCAUCUUUGACGCCCGCGUGAAAUGGCCGGAAGAAAUCUCGGGGGUGGUGGACCAGGGCUGGUGCGCCUCCUCGUGGGCCCUGAGCACCGUGCAGGUGGCAGGCGACCGACUCGGUAUCAUGUCCCUCGGCAGGGAGAUCGUCGACCUGUCGGCGCAACAGCUGCUCGAGUGCAACCGUAGAGGACAGCAGGGCUGCCAAGGUGGACACCUGGACAGGGCAUGGAUGCACAUCAGGAAAUACGGAGUAAUCGAGGAGAGAUGCUACCCCUACAUUGGGGACCACAAGCAGAAUAGCAAGUGCAAGAUCGGCAAGAACAUCCGCUCACUGGCUGCGUCCCGUUGCCCACCGCAGCACCAGAUCGAGCCCCCGAGGACCGAGACGUACCGCACAGGCCCGGCUUACAGGAUUCAAUCCGAACAGGACAUCAUGCACGAAAUCCACGAAUCCGGCCCCGUCCAGGCAACCAUGGGAGUGCACCACGAGUUCUUCAUGUACAGAAAUGGCGUGUACCAGGCCUCGAGGCAAGGUCAAAGAAUCGAAGGUUACCACAGCGUGAGACUUAUCGGCUGGGGCGAGGAACCCGCGCUCUUCGGACCUCCCAUCAAAUAUUGGCUGGCAAUGAACUCGUGGGGCACUGAAUGGGGCGAGGGCGGCCUCUUCCGCAUCAGGCGGGGCACCAACGAGUGUGAAAUCGAAGAUUACGUGCUGGCCGCGUGGGCGCAGACCACCAGUUCAGUCACUCCGAACACCUUCCCACCGCCGGCCAGACGCCGCAGGAACAAAUCGCACAAACGCUCGGCGCGCCUUCGACGACCACUACUUAAGAAAUAAACUAAACUGCGCUAACCUGCCAAUUGCUGUAUUUUAGCAAAACAGAAAACGUAAUAUAUAUUGUGCCAAUUAAAAUACCGUACCGAUCCAAAUCCUUUUCAAAUAUAUACAAGUCAAAGUGGCUGAAGAUUUUUCUCUGGAUCUCAGAUUGAAAGAUUCUGGUGAUCUUUUGCUGUAAAUCGUUUCCACUCUUAUGCUUUAACCUUAUCGCCCAUUUUUAAAUGGUACAUUUCACGAGGCAUCAAUUUUUUCUCCUGUCCCUGACGAGGGCGACUAAACUAUUUCAAGGAACACUGCCAAAUCUGAAGAAAUCAAGCAACGUUUUAACAUAGUUAUAGUCCUUUAGAAAAUUCUUUGUUGUACGUCCUGUAAAAAUAAGUGCUGAAAUGAGCUGUGACUCGUUCUGUUGUUGCAAAUAAGAAGUAGUCUUUAUAUUUACGCGACUAUGAUGUUUAUUUUUAAUUUUCUUUGUGUAUAAUGUUGGGAUGUUAACAUUAUAUUAUAAUCAUAAUUUUCAUAACAUUAUCUGUCGCACAACAUUAAUAUAUAAUGAGUAUCUUAUAUAAGAGUGUAUUAAUUGUAUUAAAUUAACGAAAAACUAACAAACAAGUAGAAUUAAAUAAGGCGCAAACUUUUGUCUGUCACCAAUUAUUGGAAGACGCUUUGCUAAUCAACAACAAGGCUCUCAUUAAAAGUAAUUUUCGCUCUCAUUA
Messenger RNA from Cloeon dipterum, 2309 nucleotides. It is a transcript of the gene Swim, whose product is annotated as Secreted Wg-interacting molecule. The record is from RefSeq and is a predicted model, not a curated record. The coding region runs from base 169 to 1596 and encodes 475 amino acids. Gene Ontology annotation, cellular component: lysosome. The transcript has 8 exons. Gene Ontology annotation, molecular function: cysteine-type peptidase activity. NCBI's taxonomy places the organism in Eukaryota, Metazoa, Arthropoda, Insecta, Ephemeroptera, Baetidae. Gene Ontology annotation, biological process: proteolysis.